Molecule: messenger RNA, 3989 nt
Organism: Camellia sinensis
Lineage: Eukaryota; Viridiplantae; Streptophyta; Magnoliopsida; Ericales; Theaceae
Source: RefSeq, a predicted model, not a curated record
CACUCUCACUCUCACUCUCACUCAAUCCACGGCAAAAGCCCUGUAGCUCGUGCCAAAGAAAUUGCAACUUCUUCAUUGGAUACCCCGCUCGAUCAAAUCACAUACCUAAUCCAAAAAAUGGUUCUUUAGAAGUGUUUUUGGAGCUCGAAACUUGUCAAUUUCAGCACCAAUGGCUGCGAUUCGAGUGUGUUUGUUGACUUUGAUCUUGACUACUCUGUGCGCUGAAUCGAAGUACAUGAUCUACAAUACUUCACAAGGUAUUGUUAGUGAUAAGCUCAAUGUUCAUUUGGUUGCUCAUACGCACGACGAUGUUGGAUGGUUAAAGACUGUUGAUCAGUACUAUGUUGGCUCCAAGAACUCCAUCCAGGGGGCGUGUGUUCAAAAUGUAUUGGAUUCAUUAGUUCCAGCACUGUUGGCUGAUAAAAAUCGGAAAUUCAUUUACGUUGAACAGGCAUUUUUCCAGCUUUGGUGGACGGAUCAGAGCGAGGCAGUCCAGAGUACAGUCAAGCAGCUUGUCAGCUCGGGUCAACUAGAGUUCAUAAAUGGGGGUAUGUGCAUGCAUGAUGAGGCAGCUCCACAUUAUAUCGACAUGAUAGAUCAGACAACACUUGGGCACCGAUUUAUCAAAGAGGAGUUUGAUGUGACUCCGAGAAUUGGUUGGCAAAUCGAUCCCUUUGGACAUUCAGCAGUGCAGGCUUACCUUCUGGGGGCUGAGGUUGGAUUUGACUCUCUUUUUUUUGGGCGUAUUGACUACCAAGAUAGAGCUAAGCGGAAAAAUGAGAAGAGUCUUGAGGUUGUGUGGCGGGGCUCCAAGAGUCUUGGUUCAUCUGCACAGAUUUUUGCUGGUGCAUUUCCUAAGAAUUAUGAACCUCCAGAAGGUUUCUACUUUGAAAUUAACGAUGAUUCUCCCAUUGUUCAGGAUAAUAUCAAAUUGUUUGAUUACAAUGUCCAAGAGCGUGUCAACGAUUUUGUAGCUGCUGCUUUAUCACAGGCUAACAUAACCCGUACAAAUCAUAUAAUGUGGACCAUGGGCACGGAUUUCAAGUAUCAAUAUGCUCAGACAUGGUUCCGGAAUUUGGACAAGCUAAUUCAUUAUGUCAAUCAAGAUGGGCGUGUCAAUGCACUGUACUCGACCCCAUCAAUUUACACCGAUGCAAAAUAUAGAGAAAAUGAAUCCUGGCCCCUUAAGACGGAUGACUUCUUCCCAUACGCCGACCGUGUAAAUGCUUACUGGACAGGAUAUUUUACAAGCAGGCCUUCUCUGAAACGCUACGUGAGAGUGAUGAGUGGAUAUUAUUUGCUUGCAAGGCAAUUGGAAUUUUUUAGAGGGAGGAAUAAAAUAGGACCCACUACAGACACUUUAGCUGAUGCUUUGGCAAUUGCUCAACAUCAUGAUGCAGUUAGUGGCACCGAAAAGCAGCAUGUGGCUGACUCGACCCCAUCAAUUUACACCGAUGCAAAAUAUAGAGAAAAUGAAUCCUGGCCCCUUAAGACGGAUGACUUCUUCCCAUACGCCGACCGUGUAAAUGCUUACUGGACAGGAUAUUUUACAAGCAGGCCUUCUCUGAAACGCUAUGUGAGAGUGAUGAGUGGAUAUUAUUUGCUUGCAAGGCAAUUGGAAUUUUUUAGAGGGAGGAAUAAAAUAGGACCCACUACAGACACUUUAGCUGAUGCUUUGGCAAUUGCUCAACAUCAUGAUGCAGUUACUGGCACCGAAAAGCAGCAUGUGGCUGAUGAUUACGCGACACGGUUGUCAAUAGGCUACAAGGAGUCUGAGGAGUUAGUUGCAGCUUCACUUGCUUGUAUGGUAGAAUCAACAUCUAAAUCUGGAUGCAGGAGUCCAUUGACUAAAUUUCAACAGUGCCCGCUUCUGAAUAUAAGUUAUUGUCCUGCAACAGAAAUAGAUCUCUCUCUUGGAAAAAAAUUGGUUGUUGUUGUCUACAAUUCCCUGGGGUGGAAAAGAGAUGAUGUUGUAAGAAUUCCUGUGAUCAAUGGGAAUGUCACAGUUCAGGAUUCUAAUGGAACAGAAAUUGAAUCACAGCUUCUACCACUUGCUAAUGCUUCUCUAGGCAUAAGAAACUACUAUGCUACUGCAUAUGUGGGUAAAUCUCCAAGUACAACCCCCAGAUAUUGGCUUGCAUUUACAGCAUCUGUUCCACCUCUUGGUUUCAGCACUUAUGUCAUCUCAACUGCUGAACGGGCAGCCCCUACUUUAGCAAUGGAAAUGUCAUACGAGUCCAUGGGAAGCCAGAAUGACACUAUAGCAGUAGGGCCAGGAAAUUUGAAGCUUACAUAUUCUGCUAAUGAAGGAACACUUACUCAAUAUGUUAAUACCAGAAGUUUGGUCAAAGAAUCUAUUGAGCAAUCAUACAGCUAUUAUUCUGCACAUGACGGAAGUCAGGAUCCUGAAUAUUUCCAGGCCUCUGGAGCAUACAUCUUUCGUCCAAAUGGUAUAUUCCCCUUGACAUCUGAAGGGCAGAUUCCACUUACAGUGGUGCGAGGACCACUAUUAGACGAAGUUCAUCAGAGGAUUAAUUCAUGGAUAUAUCAGAUCACUAGAGUGUACAAGGAAAAGGAGCAUGCUGAAGUUGAAUUCACUGUUGGUCCCAUACCUAUUGAUGAUGGAGUUGGAAAAGAGAUUGUAACCAAGGUUACAACAGCCCUGAAAAGUAAUAAGACAUUUUAUACAGAUUCCAAUGGACGUGAUUUCAUUGAAAGGAUUCGAGACUAUAGAGCUGACUGGGACCUUGAAGUGAAUCAACCAGUUGCAGGAAAUUAUUACCCUAUUAAUCUUGGAAUCUACAUGAAAGAUGACAGCAAAGAGUUCUCAAUCUUGGUUGAUAGAUCUGUGGGUGGAUCCAGCAUUGUGGAUGGGCAACUGGAGUUGAUGCUCCAUAGGAGAUUGCUUCAUGACGAUUCUAGAGGCGUUGCAGAGGCAUUAAAUGAAAUAGUUUGUGUUCGUGAUGAAUGCACUGGAUUAACAAUCCAAGGAAAGUAUUAUCUCAGAAUUGAUCCUCUGGGAGAAGGAGCUAAGUGGCGUCGGUCAUUUGGUCAGGAGAUAUAUUCUCCAUUUCUGUUGGCUUUCACCGAGCAGGACAGAGAUAAAUGGACAAACUUUCCAGUACCAAGUUUUUCUCGGAUGGACCCCUCCUACAGUCUACCUGAUAAUAUUGCCGUGAUAACCCUCGAGGAGCUUGAAGAUGGAAAGGUUCUCCUUCGGUUGGCGCACUUGUAUGAGAUUGGAGAGGACAAGGAUCUCUCAGUUACAUCAGUUGUAGAAUUGAAAAAAUUGUUUCCGGAUAAGAAGAUAAACAAAAUUACAGAAAUGAGUUUAUCAGCCAAUCAAGAAAGAGAAGAAAUGAUCAAUAAAAGAUUGGUAUGGAAAGUAGAAGGCUCUCCCGAUGAAGACUUCAAAGUGUUGAGGGGAGGUCCUGUUGAUCCUGUAAAGCAGGUGGUGGAGCUUGCUCCAAUGGAAAUCCGCACCUUCAUUAUCGACUUCACUUCAUUGUCGGCUUCAAUAAGAAACAUUGCAAUUCUGUGAGGUAAGUUGCGUUCGAAUCAUUUGCAUUGCUGAUUGAAGACUAAUUCUUUCCCGAAAUACCAAAUGGCUUCCUGCCCGUUGAAGUUGCUUGAAACAGCUCGAAUUAUUGCCCUUUCUUGUAGCCCUCUGUUGUAAGUUGUAAAAGGGAAUCAUGACCACAUCAUUGUUAUGGGCGUUCUGCAACCCUUGCCUCUUCCCCUGAAAUCUUGUCUCUCUUUUCAUCUGUAUUAUUGGGAGGAAAACAGUAAUCAGAAACGCUAGGUGAAUAAUGUUUAAAGAAAUGAGAUUGCUUUGGAUUGAUCAGUUAGUUGGGUCUUGUUAUCGGAUUUCAUCUGAGUACUAGUUUCUGUUUUUGCAAAGGUGCCUCUUCUGACUAGGUGCUUGCUCAAGAAUGUGAAAGUUGACUAUGGCUCUGUUUGGUGCAGUUUCUUGAGCCACUUAUAACUUA